Rangifer tarandus platyrhynchus (Svalbard reindeer) is the source of this 354-nucleotide messenger RNA. The record is from the annotation of a GenBank genome assembly. NCBI's taxonomy places the organism in Eukaryota, Metazoa, Chordata, Mammalia, Artiodactyla, Cervidae.
AUGACUUCGUCUCCGCGGCGGCCCCGGCGGGUGCCCUCGCUGCUGUGGACCUUCCUGCUGGUCAGCGCUGCGGCCGGCGAGUCGCCCCGGGUGGCGCGUCCGGGCCGCUUCCCUGCGGCUGACGGGGAGCGAGCCCGCAGAGGCCGAGGCCUGCGUUCGCCCUUCGCCGCGCGUCCCCUGAUUGCCCCGGACCUGCGCGCCUGUCCCGGUCCUCCCGGAGAGCUGACCUUCCACGUUUUCGUGGAGUUUCAAAUCCCCACACCGCGUAUUCCCCACCCCCACUCCCCCCACCGGGGCGGGGGGGAAGAAAGACACUUAGGGUGUGGUAUCUUGACAUUUUUAGCUGUGAGGUAA